Messenger RNA from Setaria italica (foxtail millet), 1146 nucleotides. Its product is annotated as 40S ribosomal protein S3a. Gene Ontology annotation, molecular function: structural constituent of ribosome. Bases 102 to 890 code for a protein of 262 amino acids. The transcript has 6 exons. NCBI's taxonomy places the organism in Eukaryota, Viridiplantae, Streptophyta, Magnoliopsida, Poales, Poaceae. Gene Ontology annotation, biological process: translation. The record is from RefSeq and is a predicted model, not a curated record. Gene Ontology annotation, cellular component: cytosol; ribosome.
ACAAAAAGCCGCCCCGCAGCAACCCUAGCGUUUGCCACUCCCGUGUCCCCCCAAACCCUACGCCGCGCCGCGCCGCCCCGCCGCCCAGCUCGCGAGCAGCCAUGGCUGUCGGUAAGAACAAGCGCAUCUCCAAGAGCAAGAAGGGCGGCAAGAAGAAGACCGUCGAUCCUUUCGCCAAGAAGGACUGGUAUGACAUCAAGGCCCCGUCGGUGUUCAGCGUGCGGAAUGUCGGCAAGACUUUGGUGUCCAGGACCCAGGGUACCAAGAUUGCCUCUGAAGGACUAAAGCACAGAGUCUUUGAGGUCUCCUUGGCUGAUCUCCAGAGCGAUGAGGAUCAGGCGUACAGGAAGAUUAGACUUCGUGCAGAAGAUGUGCAAGGAAAGAACGUGCUCACAAACUUUUGGGGCAUGGAUUUUACCACUGACAAGCUGAGGUCACUGGUGAAGAAGUGGCAGACCCUCAUUGAGGCUCAUGUUGAUGUCAAGACAACGGACAACUACAUGCUCAGGCUUUUCUGCAUUGGUUUCACCAAAAGACGCCCCAAUCAAGUAAAGCGCACUUGCUAUGCGCAGGCGAGCCAGAUCCGUCAGAUCCGGCGUAAGAUGGUGGAGAUCAUGACAAACCAAGCCUCAACAUGUGACCUGAAAGAGCUUGUAUCCAAGUUCAUCCCUGAAGUCAUUGGCAAGGAGGUCGAGAAGGCUACAUCAAGCAUCUUCCCCCUCCAGAACGUCUUUAUCCGGAAGGUGAAGAUCCUGAAAGCGCCAAAGUUCGACCUGGGAAAGCUCAUGGAAGUACAUGGCGACUAUAAGGAAGAUGUUGGUACCAAGGUGGAGAGGCCUGCCGAAGCUGAUGAAGCCAUGGGAGGACAGGAGGUUGCUGCUGCAGAGUGAUAAUGCUGUUGGGUUACUUUGCUGUCGUUUAUGUUUAGGGAUAUAUGUAUUAGCACUUUCUUAAGUUGGUGAGAUGAACUUCCCAGUCAAUGUUUGAUACCUGCUUGGCGCCACACUUUUGUCGAGACCUGUUCCGUGGCUGCAUGAUUUCGUAUGAAAACUUGAAGAAUAUCUGCUGGGUUUUCCGCUAGUAUAAUUCAGAUGGAAUGGAAAGGGCAAGUCUUAAAGUCUUGCGUGUUAAUUGGAAUUGCAGCAA